This is a messenger RNA of Tachysurus vachellii, 2743 nucleotides long. It is a transcript of the gene marveld2b, whose product is annotated as MARVEL domain containing 2b. Bases 134 to 1846 code for a protein of 570 amino acids. The transcript has 7 exons. Gene Ontology annotation, biological process: bicellular tight junction assembly. The record is from RefSeq and is a predicted model, not a curated record. Gene Ontology annotation, cellular component: cytoplasmic vesicle; apical plasma membrane; bicellular tight junction. NCBI's taxonomy places the organism in Eukaryota, Metazoa, Chordata, Actinopteri, Siluriformes, Bagridae.
CAAUGACAUCAUCAGUUUCGGAAAGUCAUGUCACGUGACUCGACAGUUCACCUGAUGAACAGGUAGCUAGAAAGCAGGUGUGUUUAGCCGUAAAGAUAUCCAAGACUUAAAAAAGGAAGCAAAAACAAAACUCAUGUCAGCGGCACGUUUUGAUCAUAUCCGAGAAUUUCCGCACUAUGACCAAGUGCCAUUCGGGUCCAUGUCCAGGGAACAAGAUUACCCAUACCCCCUUAGUGGUGUGGUGCCAGCCAUCAGUGCUGACCCCUUACCGCCUCCCCCUCUUCCAUUUGACCCGCCAGUGGGUCCAGACAUCUACCCAAAUAAUCCAGAGGACCAAACUGACGAAGCCAUGGACAUCAAACCAGUGCGGCGUUUCAUCCCUGACUCUGUGAAGAACUUUUUCCGGGGUGGCAGCUUCCGGAGCAGCAAAACCCAGUCAUUUCCACCACCUCCAUCUGAAAUUGUGAACUGCACUACAGGUGGCGUGCCAUGCUCACCUCCGAAUUCUCGGCCACCUUCACCCAAUGCUCCCAGCUCCUACACGGACCCAUAUGGGGGCUCUGGAGGAAGCUAUACCUCACGUAAGGAGCAGGCAGCACUGCUUGGUGAGGCACUUGAAUCAGUUUCAGGUCACUCGGCACGCACAGCUAUGACGUACAGCGAGAAGGUAGAGGAGUACCACAUGCGUUAUGCCUAUAUGAAGUCCUGGGCAGGCUUGUUGCGCAUCCUUGGCUGUGCUGAGCUCCUCUUAGGUGCUGCUGUCUUCGCGUGUGUCUGCGCGUAUGUGCACAAGGAUAACGAGUGGUAUAAUCUGUUUGGCUACAAUCAGCAGCCUGGCUUUGGAGCCAGUUAUGGAGGAUCCUUUGGAGGGAUGUAUGGCAACUACGGAGCCAACUACAAGGGACCUAAGACACCUUUCAUUCUGGUGGUUGCUGGUCUGGCCUGGAUUGUCACAGUCAUCCUGCUUGUGCUGGGAAUGACCAUGUACUACCGCACCAUCUUGCUGGACUCCAGCUGGUGGCCAGUGACGGAGUGUGUAAUAAACAUGGCACUGGGACUGUUUUAUUUGUGUGCAGCUAUAGUAUACGUAAAUGAUACAGUACGGGGUGGCCUCUGCUACUCCCCGUUUUUCAACAAUGGUCCAAGCGCUGCCUUUUGUCGCACAGAAGCUGGACAAACGGCAGCCAUCAUUUUCUUGUUCCUCACUAUGGUGCUGUACCUGGUUGGGGCUGGAGUGUGUCUCAAACUGUGGAGGCAUGAACAGGCAAGACUACGCAGAGAGGCCCUGGCACAGGAGAAUAAGACUCUUGCAUCGUUACCGCUGACGAUGAUUGGACCUGGGUCCAGUGUAUCAGGGCCAGUCUUUAGACAUCAAGCAAUGGCUUUUCCUGACAAUGAUGAUGCCGCUACUGUUCCACCAACUAUGAUGGAGCCAGAGUACCUGAGGGGUCACAUACCAUCAGGACACAUCCCUAAACCGGUGGUCAUUGCAGAUUAUGUGGCGAAGUACCCCACUAUCCGCACGAAUGACGAGAGGGACCAAUACAAGGCUGUGUUUAACGAUCAGUACGCUGAGUAUAAGGAGCUCCAUGCUGAGGUUCAGAUUCUGGUCAAUAAGUUUGAAGAGAUGGACAAUCUGAUUAAGAGCCUAUCAUCUCAGCCAUCCAGUCAAAUGGAACAUGAGCGGGUCAGCCAAAUUAUGCAGGAGUACCAGAGGAAAAAGAACGACCCCACUUUCCUGGAGAAAAAGGAGCGAUGCGAGUACCUGAAGAACAAACUCUCACACAUCAAGCAGAAGAUCCAGGACUACGACAAAGUGAUGGACUGGAGCGAUGGCUACAGUUAAAACAUGUGACAUCAUCACUCUGCUGUCUGACAUCAUUACUAACCCAAAGUGCUGACAGCGUUAGUGUGUGAGAUACAGUAUACUGUGACACUAAUCAAACAUCCAGGUUUAUGUUUGGGGCUUAAUCUGAUGCUUCACUGUCCUUAAAAUAAACACUAGCACUGAAGUUAAGUAUAAUACUGUAAUAUGUUUUAUAAAGAGACAGAUGGAGAGCUUUUUGUAGGGAAAAAAAGGUUAUUUAUAUUAUAAAUCAUCUUGCCAAAAAUGACCGGUGCCAGAAAGACAGGUGUCCUCGACCGGAUUCCUGGAGUGGACCUUGCUGCAACAGUAACUAGCUCAACUUACAGGAAAUAUUUUGAAACUUUUACACAUCAUCGGAUGUGACGUAUUUGUACUUUAUUUUCAUUUGAUAGUUAUUCACACAUGCUAUGAAAAAAAAAUAACCUUUUACACUCACUUUACAUUUUGUAGAACAAAGUCUAUGGUGAUGUGCAUGGCUUUGUGUCAAAACCUCUCUUCUUUUAUUAAAAAAUCAUUAAAAUUCCUGUAGCUUGUUUAGGAAAUUUGUGUAAAAUUGUGCUUUUAGGUAGCUACCAGUUUUUAAAAUGUGAACUCUCAGAAUCAUUUGUGUUGAACAAAAGAUUUUUCAAUUCAGUUAAAAUGAAGUGAUGGCCCAGGUUACAAUUUUAGGGUAACUGCACCUCUGGAUGCUAUUGAAGUAGGAAAUGGACUCUGUCUAGAUUAUUUUAGAUGAGCCAAAUGCAUUUUUUUGUCAGUUCUCUACAUCAUCUGUGAUUUUUACUAUAACGUGUUCACACUGAAGUGAUUAGAGGUUUAGUAAAAAAAAUGUUUUUGUACACUUUUAUAUCAGGAGAGUAAAAAAAGAACUUGCAUUGA